Messenger RNA from Lathyrus sativus (Indian pea), 1323 nucleotides. The record is from the annotation of a GenBank genome assembly. Lineage: Eukaryota; Viridiplantae; Streptophyta; Magnoliopsida; Fabales; Fabaceae.
AUGGCUGGUGGAGCAUUCUCUGUGGAUAGUAAACCAGUUACUGCCAUCAACAUUGGUGGCAAGUUAACACUCACAAUCAUCAUUUCAUGCAUAGUUGCUGCAUCUUGUGGCCUUCUUUUUGGAUAUGACAUCGGAAUUACAGGAGGCGUGACGACGAUGGUGCCAUUUCUUCAAAAAUUCUUUCCUGAAAUUCUAAGAAAGGCAGCUGAAACCGAAGUGAACCUGUAUUGUGUGUAUGACAGUCAAGUGUUGACACUAUUUACAUCUUCUCUGUAUCUAGCUGGAUUAGUUUCGUCCCUCGCUGCUAGCAAGAUCACCGCAGAGUAUGGUCGGAAAAACACCAUCUUGUUUGGUGGUAUUCUCUUCCUUGCAGGUGGUGCCAUUAAUGGUGGUGCUGAAAAUAUUUCCAUGCUCAUUUUGGGUCGAGUUCUUCUCGGCUUGGGAGUUGGUUUCACUAAUCAAGCUGCACCGUUGUACCUGUCUGAAAUUGCUCCCCCGAAAUGGGGAGGCGCUAUCGGCACAAGCUUUCAAUUCUUCUUUGGAAUUGGCGUAGUAGCUGCCAACUGCAUAAACUAUGGCACCGCCAAGCGUGCAUGGGGAUGGAGACUUUCUCUUGGACUUGCAGUCGUGCCUGCAGCAAUCAUGACAAUCGGUUCCUUCCUCAUUACCGACACACCCAACAGCUUGGUGGAACGUGGCAAGAUAGACCAAGCCAGAAAAGCCUUACAGAAAAUCAGAGGGUCCUCCGACUCCAUCGAUAUUGAACCUGAGUUAGACGAACUUAUUAAGUGGACAACAAUUGCAAAAUCAGUAAAGCAAGAACCCUUUAAGAUCAUAUUCAAAAGGGAGUAUCGACCUCAUUUGGUCAUGGCGUUUGCAAUCCCAUUUUUCAACCAGCUUACAGGGAUCAACAUUGUUGCUUUUUAUUCACCUAACCUCUUUCAAUCUGUCGGUUUGGGACACGAUGGUGCUUUGCUUUCUUCCAUUAUACUUGGUGUCGCUAACUUUGCUUCUAACCUUGUCUCCGCCGGUAUUGUUGAUCGAUUUGGUCGAAGAUUAUUGUUCAUAACUGGAGGUACUGUGAUGUUUGUGUGCUUGAUUGCGGUGUCCAUUUUGCUGGCUGUGAUGACUGGUGUUGAUGGUACAAACGAUGUAUCCAAAGGCAAUGCAAUACCGGUUCUAGUGAUAUUAUGUCUCUAUACUGCAGGUUUUGGUUUAUCGUGGGGCCCUCUGUCGGGGCUAAUUCCAAGUGAGAUUUUUCCAAUAAAUAUAAGAACCACCGGACAAAGCAUAGCUGCUGGAUUGAAUUUCAUAAUAGUAUGA